This is a messenger RNA of Labrus mixtus (cuckoo wrasse), 7938 nucleotides long. Its product is annotated as multiple PDZ domain protein. The transcript has 50 exons. NCBI's taxonomy places the organism in Eukaryota, Metazoa, Chordata, Actinopteri, Labriformes, Labridae. The record is from RefSeq and is a predicted model, not a curated record. The coding region runs from base 159 to 6557 and encodes 2132 amino acids. Gene Ontology annotation, molecular function: protein binding.
CCCCAUCUUUAAGCCCCAGUCGGAGCGCCGUUAACCACAAGACAACAGUGGAUAGGAUAGGGGACUGGCCGUCAGGGAAGUAAAGCUCCACACUCGUAACAAAUAAGGGAAGAGUUGUCGUAAAUGGGUACAAACAACAACCGACUGGACAUCUAAACAUGAUAGAAACAAUGGAUACCCAGCGUGCCUUGCAGGCGGUGGAGCGUCUCCAGGCCAAACUGAAGGAGCGGGGGGAGGUGCCCACCGAGGAAAAGCUCAACCUCCUCAAAUCAGUGCUCCAGAGCCCCCUCUUCCACCAGAUCCUGGCCCUGCAGAAGUCUGUCCAGCAUCUCAGAGACCAGGGGACUGUGCCGCUCUCACGUGGGAGUGACCUUGAUGAUCACGUCGCAGCAGUCAAGCCCAAUGGCAGCCAUGUGUCCUGCUCAGAUACUCCAGCUGCUGCAUACAUCAAUGGCCAGACAGCAUCUGAGGAGUUUGAUCGAACUAUUCAAACUAUGGCGCAGGGCCGCUACGUCCAACAUGUGGACCUGCAGAAGCCAGUGUCAGGAGGUCUGGGAUUCAGCGUGGUGGGACUUAAGAGCGAGAAUCGCGGAGAACUUGGGAUCUUUAUCCAGGAAAUUCAACCAGGAAGCAUCGCACACUGUGAUGGGAAGCUCAAAGAAGCUGACCAGAUUUUAGCCAUCAAUGGCCAGCCCCUGGACCAAACAGUGACCCACCAGCAGGCUAUCGCCAUUCUGCAGAGCGCUUCAGAGAGGGUGCAGCUCGCCGUGGCAAGAGGACCGAUACCUCAGCUGGCCAGCCCUGCGGUGUCUCGCACACCUUCUGCUGCUAGUACACUCUCAGCUAACUCCAGCGCGUGGCAGCACGUGGAGACAAUAGAGCUGGUCAAUGAUGGCACUGGUCUCGGCUUCGGUAUUGUGGGAGGAAAAACCACAGGGGUUAUUGUCAAAACCAUCCUUCCUGGAGGGAUCGCGGAUCAGGAUGGCCGUCUGCGUAGUGGUGACCACAUCCUGAGAAUUGGAGAGACUGACCUGUAUGGGAUGGGCAGCGAACAGGUGGCUCAGGUCCUCAGGCAGUGUGGCAACAGGGUGAAGCUGGUGGUCACCAGGGGUCCUGUAGACGAGACUCCUUCUGUCUCUGCUGUCAUGCCCGUAGUGCUCCCCACUGUCACUGAACAACAGGGAUGUGAGGAGGAGGAAGCUGAAGCGUUUGAUGUGAGCCUUACUAAGAACACACAGGGACUGGGGAUAACUAUCGCUGGCUAUGUUGGAGAUAAAAAUUCAGAGCCCUCUGGUAUUUUUGUUAAGAGCAUAACAAAAGACAGUGCUGUUGAUCAAGAUGGGCGUGUUCAUGUCGGAGACCAGAUUAUAGCUGUAGACGGUGUUAAUAUCCAGGGAUACACCAAUCAGCAGGCAGUGGAAGUGCUCAGACACACGGGCCAGACAGUCCACCUAAAGUUGAUCCGGCGGGGCUUCAAGCCUGAGGAGAUCCCCCCUGCUGUUACCCCCGUCGCCACUGUCCUGACCCCAUGCACCACCGCCAUCCCCAUCCCCACCACCACCACUGUCAUGAGGGAGCUGGAGCUGGAGCUGGAGAGCAAUAAAGCCGAGGAGGCUGUUCAAGUCACCACAGAUGAAAAGGCGCUCCACACAAAGAGUGACGGAUCGGAUGUCAGCCAGGCCACAGAUCAGUUAACAGAAGACAAACAUGGGAUGACUCUAACAGCUGUUGAAGAGGAGGAACUAAUGACAAAAUGGCAAGAGAUUCUGGGUCCAAGUAAUGAAGUUGUAGUGGCUCAGGUGGAGAAAUACAGUGAGAGCAGUGGCCUGGGCAUCAGUCUUGAAGCUAGCAACGGGCACCAUUACAUCCGCUCUGUUCUACCUGAGGGUCCUGUUGGUCGCUGUGGCAAGCUCUUCAGUGGAGAUGAACUGCUGGAGGUCAAUGGUAUAUCCCUAAUUGGUGAGACCCACAAGGAAGUCGUCAGAAUCUUGAAGGAGCUUCCCCUCAGUGUAUUUAUGACCUGCUGUAGGCCCGCCCCUCAUCUGCAGACUGACAUGGAAACUGUCCAACCAGAGUCAGAGGAUUUAUCCACAACCCCAGCAUUGAAGCAGAAACAAAUAGACCUGAGCAGUGUUCUGGUUGUUGAAGACUCAGAAGGGAACACAGCAGCAGUGACACGGGAUAAUGUCACAGAGGAGGCAAUAGGAUCUCCUUUAGCUAUGUGGGAGCUGGAGAUCCAGAAUAUAGAGCUCGAAAAAGGAGAAGGAGGACUAGGAUUCAGCAUUCUGGACUACCAGGACCCACUGGACCCCUCUAAGACAGUGAUCGUGAUUCGCUCUCUGGUUCCUAACGGUGUCGCGGAGCAGGAUGGCAGACUGCUGCCGGGAGACAGGCUCAUGUACGUCAACAGCACCGACCUGGAGAACGCCAGCCUGGAGGAUGCCGUGCAGGCCUUGAAGGGGGCCAAGCUUGGCACGGUCCAGAUAGGAGUUGCCAAGCCACUGCCCGAUUUAGGAUAUUCCCACUCUCCACACCCAUAUGGUGAGCAGGAAAUAACUUCAUCAUCCACCAUCCAUUCAUAUGCCUUCAACAAUAUAAGGGUUGAAGAAGGAGAGGAAGGAGGACUGGCUGAGGGCGUCGUUUACCGAGCAGAGCCUGCAUUGAUUGACACAGGAGAAGCCGACCUGUCUGACGAGAAGAUGUUAGAUCACACUUACUCUAGUAUCAUGGACGACACUUUCCAGGCGUCCAUGAUUGCUCUACACGGUAGCACCUGCAGUGCAGACUUGGACUUCCUGCACUCAUCUACACCCAAGCUGACAGCUCGUCUCGACUUGUCGGAGGAGCCUCCUCGCUUCGCAGCGGCGUCCGGCUUCCCAGACGACACUCAGGCGUUCUCUCUGGAGAAGUCACCCCCGUUCUCCCCUCCGAGUCUGAGAGGUCACGCCUCCGAUUUGACCUCCAUACUGAGCAGUAAUGAUCAGUACCUGGCACAGCAUGUGAGCAAAGAGGAAGAAGUGGAGACCUUGAACUCAUACAGCACGUUUGCUAACGUCCCAGAGGAGUCUGUGGCGCUGCCUCCGUCUUUUGGAGAUAUAAAGAUUUUGAUGAAGGACGAGGACAUCGGCGUAGAAGAACCGGCAGAAGACGAUGACAAGGAGGCGCUGACCUCCGGGAGCAACUUUGAAAGGACUAUCACUGUUGUCAAGGGCAACUCCAGCCUUGGGAUGACGGUGAGCGCCAUGAAGGAUGGUCUGGGAAUGCUGGUUCGCAGCAUUAUCCACGGUGGCUCAAUCAGCCGCGACGGGCGUCUGGGUGUGGGCGAUCUCAUCCUGGCUAUUAACGGCGAACCUACAGCCAACAUGACGAAUGUUCAGGCCAGAGCCAUGCUGAGACGACACUCUCUUAUUGGACCGGACCUGGGAUCUUGUGCCACCGAGGACGAUCUGUGCCCAUUUUAUGUCAUUACAUAUGUUCCAGCAGAGUACCUGGAGGAGUACAAGGCCAGCCUGGAGCAGACUACAGAUGAGGUCUUCCCUGAAACUGCCCCAGUCACAGUCCCAGAUCCAGAUCCUGCUCCGGUCUCAGAUCCAUCUCAAAAAGAUAUUCCUAACCUCCCUGAAAGGGAAGAUGGUGAGGGAGAGGAGAGCGCCUCUUACAACAACUGGAAUCAACCAAGGAAAGUUGAGCUCUUCCGCAAACCCGGCAAGUCCUUGGGUAUCAGCAUCGUUGGAGGCCGAGGGAUGGGCAGCCGGCUCAGUAAUGGAGAGGUCAUGAGGGGCAUUUUUAUCAAGCACAUCCUGGAGGACAGUCCUGCUGGACAGAACGGGACCCUGAAGACCGGAGACAGGAUUGUAGAGGUGGAUGGCGUGGACCUAAGAGAUGCAAGUCACGAGGAGGCAGUGGAGGCCAUACGCAGGGCGGGCAACCCGGUCUCCUUCUUGGUCCAGAGUAUUAUCCACAGGCCGAGGAAGCCGCCCCUGCCCUUUCUGAAGCUUAAUAGCCACUGUGGAUCGAGCCUUCGCAGCACUAAUCAAACCUUCUUAGCUCCUGCCCUCCCCCAGUCGUCAAACACAGACUCCAGUGAGGAGCGAGCUGCAGCUAUGACGAGGGACAACAAGGACAAGGAGGCUGACAGUCACAGUAGACUUGUCCUCUUCCUCUCUCCAACUAACCCUUUUACUCCUACCCCGUUUAAGCUGACGAAGCGUGAAGCAGCGAAGGCGGCUCCCACCAGCAGCAGCCUCCCCCUGCCAGUGGUGCCCCAUGUGGGAGAGACCGAUACCGACACGCUGACGGAGAUUCCUGGCAGUCCUGCCGCUGAGGCAGAGGAGGACAACGAGGUGGAGGAGGAGAUGGAGGAUGAGUUUGGAUACAGCUGGAAGAACAUAAUCCAGCGCUACAGCAGCCUCCCAGGAGUCCUACACAUGAUAGAGCUAGAGAAAGGCAAGACGGGCCUGGGACUCAGUCUGGCAGGGAACAGGGAUCGCUCACGCAUGAGUGUAUUUGUGGUGGGAAUAGACCCCAGCGGGGCGGCCGGCAGGGACGGACGUAUGGUCGUGGGGGAUGAACUCCUGGAGAUCAAUGGACAAGUCCUCUAUGGCCACAGUCACCAGAACGCCUCCUCCAUAAUCAAGAGCUCUCCGUCUAAAGUCAAAAUCAUCUUUGUCAGGAACACAGAGGCGCUGAACCAGAUGGCUGUGGGACCGGUGUUGGAGCACGAGGGAGACACAGCAGAGCCCCACACUGAGCUUGAAUCUGCUGCUAAUGGUGAAGCUGACACUUCAGAGAAUGUGAAUCACAUCAUAAAGCUGAAGGAUGAGGGAGGACAUGGAAUCACCUUUGUGGAGGGAAACACAGAAAGCGGAGUGGAGAUUCAGAGUAUAUGUGAAGUGGAAGGACAUGCAAUGAAAGAGGACUGCAUGAAACCAGGGGACAAACUCUUAACUGUGAAUGGGGAAUCAGUGCUCGGCUACUCUGUGGAAAAGGUGAAUUCUCUUCUGAGAAAAACCAAAGGCCCUCUGAAGCUAACCUUCUCUGCAUUUGAGACCUCCUCCUCCUCCUCUCCCCAGUCAACCUGCCAGGAUGGCGUCCUCACCAGUUUACCCAGCAUGCCUAGUGCAACCACGACUUCAAUGAACCAACCAGAGGCGGAGGCAGCCACUAGUUUGAGCCGCUCAUCCACGCCCUCCACUCUGACCUGUGACCCAGCGACCUGUCCCAUCAUCCCAGGGUGUGAGACCACCAUCGACAUCUCAAAGGGCCGCACAGGCCUGGGCCUGAGCAUCGUGGGGGGCUGUGACACCCUGCUGGGGGCCAUCAUUAUCCACGAAGUAUACGAAGAAGGGGCAGCCUCCAAAGAUGGCAGACUCUGGGCAGGAGACCAAAUCCUUGAGGUGAAUGGCAUCGACCUGCGUGCAGCCAGUCACGACGAGGCCAUCAACGUGCUGCGUCAAACCCCGCAAAGAGUCCGCCUGACCGUCUACAGGGACGAGGCCCAAUACAAAGAGGAAGACCUGUGGGACUCGUUCACUGUGGAGCUCCAGAAGAAGCCGGGCCAGGGCCUGGGCCUGAGCAUUGUGGGGAGGAGGUCACGGGAGCAGAGGAACGACACAGGAGUAUUUGUGUCUGAUAUUGUGAAAGGAGGUUUGGCAGACACUGAUGGAAAACUGAUGCAGGGGGAUCAGAUCCUGUCAGUCAACGGAGAGGAUGUUAGAUCUACAACUCAGGAGGCUGUAGCUGCUCUGCUCAAGUGCUGCGAUGGGCCUAUAAAAAUGGAAGUGGGGAGGUUUAAAGCAGGCCCCUUCCACUCUGAAAGACGGAUGUCUCAAAAUAGUCUGAUGAGUGAACAAGGCAGCUCAAAGGUGGCCUCCCAGCUGUGUUCAGACUCUGGAAACCUUCCUGCUGAUGCUGACAAACUAACUGCCGAGCAUCAGGACACCCGGAUGGUGGAGUUCACUAAAGGUCCCAAUGACUCUCUGGGCAUUAGUAUAGCAGGCGGUGUGGGCAGCCCUCUGGGUGACAUACCCAUCUUCAUCGCCAUGAUGAAUCCUGUGGGCGUGGCUGCUCAGACGCAGAAACUCAAGAUUGGUGACCGCAUCGUCAGUAUCUGUGGAACGUCAGCUGAAGGAAUGAGCCACUCACAGGCGGUCGCUCUACUGAAGAACGCCACAGGCACAAUUCAGCUGCAGGUUGUAGCAGGUGGUGACACCACUGUGACAGGUCCCUCUCAGGAGCAGGCAGCAGGAGGUCUCACACCCAGCUGCAUCUUCCAGGAUGAUCUCUGCCCUCCUCAGUAUAAGACCAUCACUCUUGGACGAGGACCAGAUGGAUUGGGGUUCAGUAUAGUCGGAGGGCACGGCAGUCCCCAUGGAGACUUACCGAUUUAUGUUAAAACUGUUUUUGGAAAGGGAGCAGCGGCAGAGGACGGCCGUCUGAAGAGAGGAGACCAGAUAAUGGCCGUUAAUGGACAGACCCUGGACGGUGUCACUCACGAAGAGGCUGUUGGCAUCCUGAAAAGGACCAAAGGGACUGUCACCCUCACUGUGUUGUCAUAGCGACACAUAUUCAAACACUGUCUUCACUUUGUUAUUACUCUCCUUAUCACACAUGAAGUUAUUCCACAUCAAGAAAGACUGAAACUUUUUAUGUAGCAUGACAUGCCACGGGUGUGAUGUCAUAUCUAGCACAAUACUCAUGUCACAGCUAGAAGAGUCACCUGUGGAUAUAUACACACUGAAACAUGAACUAUACACUGAUAAACAGAAGGAGCCUGAUAAUUCAAUGUAGCUUUCAACACUGUAAGACACGUUAGCCUGUAUUAUAGGUAUACCAGAAAACAGCAUUUAUCACAGAAACAGUCACCCAAAAAUACACCUAAAAUAUUAUGUUAAGUAAAUAUUAAGCCUCACAAACUGUUUGCAAUGUAGGGAAACAUUUAUUGAGUAGUUAAUGUGUCUGUAAAUAGUUUAAGACACAUAGCGAAACUCAUGUUACAUUCCAUGGCUCUGGACCGAAGUAUUUAGAGUUUUUUGCUGUUGUCUGUAUUACAUUUAAUGGCUUGCAUGGUUUAUUUUUAUGACUAUUAUACAACAGGGAGGGCCCCAAGGUAGAGACACAAGAUUUCAACAGAGAAGCAGUCUUUUUUUAUUGCGAAUUUUAAUAGUCUGGGGUCUACUUAUGGGGGAAACAUCCCACUGAAUUAAGAGCAUAAAACAGAAUGAAAACACUCCUGGAGCAAUUAACUGAUUAGUAGGAUUUAGCUAAUAGCUAUAUUAGCUGAUAAUAGCAUUAUUUGUUUCUUACAAUGCCCUGCUGUUGGCAAGUUUUCCGUUAGAUUUUCCUGAAAGCCUAAUGCUGCUUACUGGUGUUUAUCAACUUAUCAUGAAGUCACUGUUGUUUAAACAAGUGGCCAAGAGAGCAUUUUUGAAAGUGCUAAAGGACUGAUAUUUUCAACACAUCCCUGAAGGAAAGAUGUGAAUUCCUUGAUGCGUGGUCAUGAAAUUAAGAAAUGUGUUUUAAGUGCACACUUGAGGAGAAGUGUUUGUGUGUAUGACUUAUUCACUGAACGUUAGUGCUGCUAAAGCUGACACAUUAGGUAUUAUUUCACAGUAUUUCUAUUUUUUAAAGUAUUCAUUAUUGUUUGUUUCAUUUAAGCGCACAGAAAAGUAAAAUGCCUGCUAUCUUGUAUGGAAUAGACAAGUGGUUUUUACUAAGUGUUAAAAGGUCAAAUGUUUAUGGACCUGAGCUCAUUUUGACCUUAUUAUUUACCCAAAACACGGUCAUGUAGAGUGUAGAAUUCAGAGUCAUUAGAUAUGUGUGUGUGUGUGUUGUGUGUCCUAGCCCUUUCAGAGAACUCUGUGUGUUCUCUAGAACUGUCUAUGUGACAGUAUUGAAUUUAUUCACACUGAAUUAAAUAAAAGUGACCUUUGGAUUCAA